Molecule: messenger RNA, 1959 nt
Organism: Tupaia belangeri chinensis (Chinese tree shrew)
Lineage: Eukaryota; Metazoa; Chordata; Mammalia; Scandentia; Tupaiidae
Gene: ATP1B1
Product: ATPase Na+/K+ transporting subunit beta 1
Biological process (GO): sodium ion export across plasma membrane; intracellular potassium ion homeostasis; intracellular sodium ion homeostasis
Cellular component (GO): sodium:potassium-exchanging ATPase complex
Molecular function (GO): ATPase activator activity
Source: RefSeq, a predicted model, not a curated record
UUAAGAUCCUGCUGUUCUACGUGAUAUUUUAUGGCUGUCUGGCUGGCAUCUUCAUCGGGACCAUCCAGGUGAUGCUGCUCACCAUCAGUGAGUUCAAGCCCACGUACCAGGACCGCGUGGCCCCACCAGGAUUAACGCAGAUUCCUCAGAUCCAAAAGACGGAAAUUGCCUUUCGUCCUAAUGACCCCAAGAGCUACGAGGCGUAUGUGCUAAACAUAGUUCGGUUCCUGGAAAAGUACAAAGAUUCGGCCCAGAAGGAUGACAUGAUUUUCGAAGACUGUGGCAACGUGCCCAGCGACCACAAAGACCGAGGAGAAUUUAACCAUGAAGGAGGAGAGCGAAAGGUCUGCAGGUUCAAGCUUGACUGGUUGGGAAAUUGCUCUGGAAUAAACGAUGACAGUUAUGGCUACAAGGAGGGCAAACCUUGCAUCAUCAUAAAGCUCAACCGAGUUCUGGGCUUCAAACCGAAGCCACCUAAGAACGAGUCCUUGGAGACAUACCCGGUGAUGAAGUAUAACCCCUACGUCCUGCCUGUUCAGUGCACUGGCAAGCGAGACGAGGACAAGGACAAAGUGGGGAGCGUGGAGUACUUCGGCCUGGGCGGCUACGCCGGCUUCCCUCUGCAGUACUACCCAUACUACGGCAAGCUCCUGCAGCCCAAGUACCUGCAGCCCCUGCUGGCCGUGCAGUUCACCAACCUCACCAUGGACACCGAGGUGCGCGUCGAGUGUAAGGCGUACGGGGAGAACAUCGGGUACAGUGAGAAAGACCGUUUUCAGGGACGCUUUGAUGUAAAGAUUGAAGUUAAGAGCUGAUCACAAGCACAAAUCUUUCCCACUAGCCAUUUAAUAAGUUAAAAAGAUACAAAAACCUACUAGUCUUGAACAAACUGUCAUACGUAUGGGACCUACACUUACUCUGUAUGCUUUACACUAGCUUUCUGCAUUUAAUAGGUUAGAAUGUAAAUUUAAAGUGUAGCAAUAGCAACAAAAUAUUUAUUCUACUGUAAAUGACAAAAGAAAAAGAAAAAUUGAGCCUUGGGACGUGCCCAUUUUUACUGUAAAUUAUGAUUCCAUACCCGAGUCGUAGCAAGCAGUGUUCCUGGCCCCUAAGUAUUGCUGCCUUGUGUAUUUUAUUUAGUGUACAGUAAAUACUAUGGGUGCACACUCUGGUCGUUUUUCAAGCCAUGUUUUAUCGUAUCUGUUUUCUACUUCAUGUGAGCAAGGUUUGCUGUCCAAGGUGUAAAUAUUUAAUGGGAAUAAAACUGGCAUGGUACUUUUGUUUCUUGGGUUUGGCUCUUUCAGAUAAUGGCCCACCCGUGAGCAUUUCUCACACACUCCAUAGUCUCUUCCUGUGGUGUUAGGUCUUCCUUUAUUUUCUUCCUGGGGCUGGGGGUGGGCUGUCAUGGGGGAACUGCCCUUUAAAUUUUAAGUGACACUACAGAAAAACACAAAACGGCGAUGGGUUGUGUUGUGCUUUGUACGAGUGCUGUCCUGACACCGCUCCCCCGUCGCUGAGUCCCGAGGCGGGGUCUGGAGCUGGGCCCGCCCGUCGCUUUGGCUGGUGACAGGGCUCGUUCACUUGCUUUGUACAUUUUUCUUUGACUUUCCUUUUUUCCUUUCUCUGGAGGCAUCACAUGCUGGUGCUGUGUCUUUAUGAAUGUUUUAACCAUUUUCAUGGUGGAAGAAUUUUAUAUUUAUGCAGUUGUACAAUUUUAUUUUUUUCUGCAAGAUAAAGUGUAAUGUAUGAAAUAAACCAAAGUCACUUGUUUGAAAAGAAAUCUUUAUUUUGAACUUUAUAAAAAGCAAUGCAGUACCCCAUAGACUGGUGUUACAUGUUGUCUCCAGUGCAAAAUCCAUGUUCUGACAUCUGUAGUACUGGCAGGGGCCCCGUGCUCCUGCUCCUCUUGUAUUCAGUCAGGUUGAAACAAUGGACAAUAAAAGAAUGAACACACCCUCA